AUGAACCGUUUGACUCACGGUAUCAUCAUAAGAGACACAGCCACACCUCGUUAUAACCCCGUACCUUCCAGAUCACCGCCAUGCUCAGCACAUCCAUUUCAAAUCCUCUCAGAUCUCCACCUUGAAAAGCCCCCUGCAUACUCCUUCUUCGACAUUCCUGCGCGGGCGCCACACCUCGCACUCCCAGGCGACGUGGGGAACGCCUGUGAUUCAGGCUUCUUCGUCUUCAUUGAGACCCAGCUUCAGAACUUUAAGACGGUCUACUUCCUCCUGGGUAAUCAUGAGCCGUAUCAUUCUAGCUGGAAGGAAGUCCGGCAGAAGGCUGAUGAGUUUGCGGCACUGGAGACAGAUGUCAGUUUUGGGCUCAACGACUUCUACUGCAUUGAUGGGUGGACAGUGGCGGACCACAACACUUCGCAUACGGUGGAGCUAGUGUGGCUGAAUGAGCGAGUUGCUGCCCUUUCGACAUCUGAAUCUGAUAGGAAGAUUGUGGUGUUCACACAGCAUAUCCCCAUUACCGAUGAUUCGCGGGCGGUCGACCCAGUGCAUUUGAGGAAGCGAAACGGCAAAGUAAAGCGAGUGCUUAGCAACCAGCGGGGAUAUUAUUCUAAGCAGUCUCAUGGUUUCAAUGUUGAAAAGGUGGUGGAUGUCUCGUCGCAGACUAUAAUAGUUCCACAAGAUCCCGAUCAACAAGAGCAUUUUCCGGCCGGAAAUUUGAACCCCGGUCAAGUGUACGCGCACCAAUUAGGAAGCCUUUAUACGAGGAUAAGCACAGCCACGGGUCAACCGUUUAAAAUCCCAACAUGCAUUCGUGUUCUAUGUACCUCUGGAUAUGGCACACUGAAACUAGCAUGGCAUGGCUUCUCAGAAUCUUUCUGUUUCCUCUUGAAAACCGCCUUCGCAGUACCUGACAAAAAGACCCCAAAAGCCGAACAGAUCCUGGGCCGCGCUGGCUUAGAUAUCUGCACAGACCAGGACUGCGUCGUGAUUACAAUAAAAUCCCGACCGCCGCUGGUCAGCCACUUCAACCUUGAAACUGAGGACAUCCAUAUUUCGCUCCAUCCGCAGUCACAAAUCCUUCCAAACAUAACUGAUAUCACACAGAUUAGCCAUCAGAUCAUCUCUGCGUCAGAUCAGAGCCUCCUCGAGUCAAAAAUAGGAUACGGCAGGGACUCAUUUUUACCCGAGCAUCACCAUGUCCGUGUUCCCUCCACCAUAUGUUUUGUGGCCUGCCUUUCGAACUUUGCACGGCUGGCACGAUAA
Messenger RNA from Histoplasma capsulatum G186AR, 1263 nucleotides. Its product is annotated as serine/threonine phosphatase. Lineage: Eukaryota; Fungi; Ascomycota; Eurotiomycetes; Onygenales; Ajellomycetaceae. The coding region runs from base 1 to 1263 and encodes 420 amino acids. The transcript has 5 exons. The record is from RefSeq and is a predicted model, not a curated record. Gene Ontology annotation, molecular function: hydrolase activity.